Alosa sapidissima (American shad) is the source of this 2784-nucleotide messenger RNA. RefSeq names its product CD37 molecule (gene cd37). Gene Ontology annotation, cellular component: membrane. The coding region runs from base 226 to 984 and encodes 252 amino acids. The transcript is spliced from 11 exons. Lineage: Eukaryota; Metazoa; Chordata; Actinopteri; Clupeiformes; Clupeidae. The record is from RefSeq and is a predicted model, not a curated record.
CAUCAUGAGUUACAGCUACCAGUUCCCACGUUUGAAGGGUACAAAAUGAUUGUAUGUACUCUGACAGGAUGUCAGAUGUUGAGUUUAUUUGCAUGUGCCCCCAUGUUUUGGAGUGUCUUAUCACUUAGCGAUCAUUUCAGACGCUGGAAGCACUGAGACAAAUUUAAGACAAAGACACACACACACACACACACGUACACAUAUUUGUUUGUUUGUCUUUCAGAAAUGGUGUCCGAAUGCUGCCUUGGUGUCACCAAGUAUCUUGUUUUCCUGUUCAACCUCAUUUUCUUUUUCUUAGGAGCCCUCAUGCUGUCUCUGGGCGUGUGGAUCACCUGUGCUGAGUCCAGCUUCUUCUUGGAGCCCCCAACCUUCAUAUCUAUGUCCCUCCUCUCAUAUUUCCUGCUCAUUGGAGGCUCUCUGACCAUGACUCUGGGUUUUCUGGGCUGCAUUGGGGCCAUCCAGGAGGCCAAAUGCCUGUUGGGUUUGUACUUCAUGCUGCUCACCAUCGUCCUGGCUGCGCAGAGCGUUGGCGGAGUCCUCUUCAUCACACAGAGGAGCAUAUUUGAGAGCAGCCUGAUGGGCCACAUGUCCAUGGUCAUUAAUAUGUAUGGGAAGAAUGAUUCACAUCUGCAGCACUUUGAGAGGACGCUGGACUACAUUCAACAACAGGCAGAGUGCUGUGGCUGGGAGUAUCCAGCUGAAUGGGACAGGGGGGCCCCCUGCUCCUGCUACUACUACAAUGGCACACAGCACGCCUCCAACUCAAGCACCUUUUCAUCAUGUGUCUGCUCCCCCACAGACACCACUCAGUGUGUCAUGUAUAAGCAGGGCUGUAAGAGGCAGCUGGAGAGGUGGAUGGACGAUCAUAUGCUCAUCAUCAUGGUGGUGCUGUUUGCCCUGAUUGGAGUGGAGAUCUGUGGUAUGAUCCUUUCGAUGUGUCUGUAUAAAUCACACAGCAAGGAUGAUCUGUUCAUGAACUACUAAAUCAGAAGGAAGCAAUGGAGAGAGGAUCAGUGACCGAAGCAACACCCUCCAUGUUGUCAUGUAUUCGAAGCACUUGCAUACAUCUCAGUAUUUGAUACAUUGUUAUGAUUAUUUUUCAUUUGCUAUAGUUUAUUGCCAUUGCUGAUUUGUUUGAGUACAUAUUUUUUGUCUUAUAAUGAUGCUUGUUGUAUACCUUCCUGUAUAAGUAUGGCCUUGAUGUAGAUGUAACAUUUUAACAUUUUCCGUUUUAAAAUCUGCUCCCCGCUACACGGGGUGACUGCUCACUGUUUGUUGGUGCAUGAAGAACACGUUGCACUGAGAAAGCCCCGGUUCCUGUUUGGUUUGGCCCUGCUGUCUUUUGAACAGGAAGCAACCCCCGGGCCCAGGGUGGAACAGUCUUAUGUUACACCAUUGUUGCAAACUCACAAUAAAUGACCUCUUUUCUGUUCAGAUGAAACCUGUUUCCACACUCUAAAGACCUAGAUAUGUUCAGAUAUUAUUGACUUUAACACUAAAUGUGAUAUUCAUUCACAAGUCUAAUUACUUAAUUUUACACCUGCGUUAUCUCCAUGUUGUAGAUUAUUUAUCAUCAUCCAGUGUAACAUGGGAUGAUAUCAUUUUAAUAAGACCAAAACCAUGGUAGUGGUAGAGACCAUAUCAUUAUCAAUGAGUAUCGAUGAACUCGAUUUCAUGUCUGGGAACAUGGAGAGGCCCUGAGAGGGCAGGAGUGACCGACACCUGAUACUCCUGAGUAGAAGAUUUGAGACUAGAGCCAGUGGACAAAACAGUGCUCAAGUGUCAUUUAUAAAUGACAAUCCUUUUGCAUCCCAAACAGUUCACAGCACUUUUCCAUCACCCAGUACAGAGGUAAGGCAUCACUCUUAAUGAUCUCUUCAGAUAUACAGGAUACGUCCUGAAAUGAUUCAAUGUCCAUUGUACAGGCAGAAUGUUGAAUAUUGGCAAUGCUGUAAUAUUUCAAAGGAAUGAUAGCUCUCCCUUGAGAUGUUUUUGGAAACUCUACAAUGUUCACAGAGAAUGGUUACAUUAAUAUUGUGGUUUGAACAUAGAGAUACUAUUAUUUUAAAUGAUGUCAGUCCUAGACACAGUGCUUGAUUUUUGAUCUGUGGUACAAUUGGCAUAUUUACUGUAGUAUGUGUUUCAGCAGAUUAAUUACAUCCAAAACCACAUCCUGAUCCAAACACUUUGUUUGCUCACCUUCUGGGUCAUUUCAACAUUGUGUACAAUGGAAUAGUGUGUUUCUAAUGUGUGUGUGUAAAAUCAUAGGAUGACUUCUCUAUCCCUGGGAUUUAUUGUGCUCCUGGUUGCGUUCUGCGCCACACAAGCGCUGAAGUGCCACCACUGUGUGAACAUCAAUGAGGAGCACCCAGACUGCACCAGCAUGGAAGAGAGAGAGUGCAGCCCCAUGUUCACCCACUGCCUCAGGGUCCGCAUGCACCACCCCGCAUAUGGCGAGGUGCGUAAAUGUGCUACCCAGAGGGAGUGCGACAGCAAAGCGCCGGAGUUUGUGGAAAAAAAAUGCUGCACGGAGGAUCUCUGCAACUGAGAGGAAAGGCCUUCAUCGCCCGCACGGAGAAGAGUCUUCAUCUCGUUGAAACAAUUAUGCAUGUAGUAAAUUAAGCAUAUAGGAAAUAUAGCAUUCUGCCUCUGUAAGAGAUGCUGUUAGCGCUUUUCUCACUCUGAGGACAGCUGUUGGUCACGUGGGUGUGUAAGACAUGUAGGUCAGAGACAAUGUGUCCUGGCAAAGAUGAUUAAAAGAAGGAGGUGAGACUACAAUCAGGA